AUGUCAUUUUGGUGGUUGAAUCCUCUAAUAAAGGUGGGCUACAAGAAACCCCUUGAAGACAAAGACAUGCCACUUCUAGGUGGCACAGAUCGAGCACGCAACCAGUACUUGAUGUUCAUGGAGGAGCUGAAUGGCAAGAAGCCAUCGCCAUCACAUGCCACACCAUCAUUCUUAUGGACUAUUGUUUCUUGUCACAAGCGUGCGAUCUUAGUCUCGGGUUUCUUUGCUUUGCUCAAGGUUCUUGCCGUAUCAACAGGCCCAAUAAUUCUCAAGGCAUUCAUCAAUGUGUCACGUGGGAAAGGGAGCUUUAAAUACGAAGGCUGUGUGCUUGCUGGGUUAAUGUUCAUCUGCAAAUGUUGUGAAUCAUUGUCACAGAGACAAUGGUAUUUCCGCACUCGGAGAUUAGGAUUGCAGGUGAGGUCAUUCCUGUCAGCAGCUAUUUACAAGAAACAACAGAAGCUAUCAAAUGCAGCAAAAAUGAAGCACUCUUCUGGAAAUAUUAUGAACUAUGUGACUGUCGAUGCGUAUCAGAUUGGGGAAUUCCCUUACUGGUUCCAUCAAACAUGGUCAACAAGUGUUCAGCUUUGCAUUGCCAUGGCAAUUCUAUACAAUGUGGUUGGUGCUGCAAUGAUUUCAUCCUUGGUUAUCAUCAUUAUGAUCAUACUGUGUAACAUUCCAUUCUCCAGACUGCAACACAAAUUUAAGAGUAAACUUAUGGAAGCACAAGAUGUGAGAUUGAAGGCCAUGUGCGAGUCAUUUGUACAUAUGAAGGUCUUGAAACUUUAUGCAUGGGAAGCUCACUUCAAGAAGGUCAUUGAGGGUUUGAGAGAGGUUGAGUACAAGUGGUUGUCAGCAUUCCAGCUUAGGAGGACAUACAACGCUUUCCUGUUCUGGUCUUCACCGACUUGGGUUUCGGCAGCGACCUUUCUGACAUGCUAUCUUUUGAAAAUCCCUCUUGAUGCUAGCAAUGUCUUCACCUUUGUGGCAACUCUAAGUCUUGUGCAAGAGCCAGUAAGGUUAAUACCAGAAGUUAUUGGCGUUGUGAUACAAGCUAAGGUUGCGUUCACUCGGAUAUCAAACUUCCUUGAUGCACCUGAGCUAAAUGGGCAGGUUAGGAAAAAAUCCUAUGUUGGCAUUGAUUACCCUGUACCUAUAGCGAUGAAUUCGUGUAGCUUCUCGUGGGAUGAGAAUACAUCAAACACAACUCUAAAGAAUAUAAAUCUGGCAGUCAAAGGUGGAGAAAAGAUUGCGAUUUGUGGAGAGGUAGGAUCAGGAAAAUCGACGCUUUUGGCUGCUGUACUUGGAGAGGUCCCCAAAACUGAAGGCAUGAUCCAAGUCUACGGGAAAAUAGCAUAUGUUUCUCAGAAUGCAUGGAUCCAAUCUGGGACUGUGCAAGACAAUAUUCUCUUUGGAUCGUCGAUGGACGGGGAAAGAUACCACAACACACUCGUGAGGUGCUCGUUGGUCAAGGACCUUGAAAUGUUGCCAUAUGGAGAUUGUACUCAGAUUGGAGAGAGAGGAGUACAUCUUAGUGGUGGUCAGAAGCAGCGGGUCCAGCUUGCUCGUGCACUAUACCAAAAUGCAGAUAUCUAUCUUCUUGAUGACCCUUUCAGUGCUGUUGAUGCACAUACAGCCACAAGUCUCUUCAAUGAAUAUGUCAUGAGUGCUCUAUCAGACAAGACUGUCCUUUUGGUGACGCACCAAGUGGAUUUUUUACCCGUAUUUGACUCCAUUUUGUUAAUGUUAGAUGGAGAGAUUAUUCGGUCUGCGCCUUAUCAAGAUCUAUUGACAGAUUGUGAAAAAUUUAUAAGCCUUGAAGUAUCAGAAAAGUUGAAAGAUGAUAUUCAUGGAAGCAGAAAUACAGAGUCUGUGAAGCCAUCACAGGAAAACCAACUGAUCAAGAAAGAGGAAAGAGAAACAGGGGACGCAGGUGUUAAGCCUUAUAUGAUUUACCUGCGCCAGCGCAAAGGCUUCCUGUAUUUCUCUUUGUGUAUGUUUUUUCACAUAAUUUUCAUAGCUGGGCAAAUAACACAGAACUCAUGGAUGGCUGCUAAUGUCCAAAAUCCUCAUGUCUCUUCAGAUUUGAGCCUCGUUGACCUUGAUGUUCCGUUUUCGUUUGUGUUUAGCCUUGGUGCCAUCUUUAAUGCAUAUAGCAAUUUAGGUGUAUUGGUUGUUAUUGCAUGGCAAGUUCUGUUCAUAGCCGUGCCAAUGAUAGUUUUGGCAAUUUGGUUGCAGAGGUACUAUCUAGCCUCGGCCAAGGAAUUGAUGCGGAUCAAUGGUACUACCAAGUCUGCUCUGGCAAAUCAUUUAGGUGAAUCGAUUUCGGGGGCUAUAACAAUAAGGGCCUUCGAGGAAGAAGAUCGUUUCUUUGCUAAAAAUUUGGAUCUUGUCGACAAGAAUGCCAGACCAUAUUUCUAUAAUUUUGCAGCAACUGAAUGGUUGAUUCAGCGUCUGGAGAUAAUGAGUGCCGCAGUUCUUUCUUUCUCUGCCUUUGUCAUGGCCCUUCUUCCUCAAGGAUCUUUUAGCCCUGGUUUUGUGGGAAUGGCAUUGUCCUAUGGUCUUUCCCUAAAUAUUUCGUUCGUUUUCUCUAUUCAAUUCCAAUGCAACCUUGCGAAUCAAAUAAUCUCGGUCGAACGGGUGAACCAGUACAUGGACAUACAAAGCGAAGCAGCAGAAGUUGUUGAAGAAAAUCGACCAUUACCGGAUUGGCCGCAAAAUGGCAAUGUGGAGAUUAGGGAUUUGAAGAUCAGGUAUAGGAUAGAUGCUCCCCUUGUACUACAUGGAAUCACUUGCAAGUUUGAAGGUGGAGAUAAGAUUGGUAUAGUUGGUCGAACAGGAAGUGGCAAGACUACAUUAAUUGGUGCAUUGUUUCGUCUUGUUGAACCUGCUGAAGGGAAAAUAAUUAUAGACUCUGUGGACAUCAGUACGAUAGGCUUGCAUGACCUGCGUUCGCGUUUGGGUAUCAUUCCACAAGAUCCAACACUUUUUCAGGGUACAAUAAGAUACAAUCUAGACCCUCUUGGGCAGUUCUCAGAUGAACAAAUAUGGGAGGUUCUUGACAAAUGUCAACUUAUUGAAGCUGUCCGGGAGAAGGAACAGGGAUUGGAUUCGCAUGUUGUGGAAGACGGGUCGAACUGGAGUAUGGGUCAAAGGCAGCUCUUCUGUCUGGGACGCGCACUUUUGAGAAGGUGCUGCAUCUUAGUUCUUGAUGAAGCAACAGCCUCUAUAGACAAUGCCACAGAUGCUGUCCUUCAGAAAACAAUCCGGACAGAAUUCAAACAUUGCACCGUUAUUACAGUUGCACACCGUAUACCAACAGUUAUGGACUGCGAUAUGGUACUUGCAAUGAGCGAUGGGAAAGUAGUGGAGUUUGAGAAACCUACAAAGCUCAUGGAAACUGAAGGAUCUCUUUUCCGGGAAUUGGUCAAGGAGUAUUGGUCAUACACAUCGAACACAAAUAUUUAG
Triticum dicoccoides is the source of this 3465-nucleotide messenger RNA. RefSeq names its product ABC transporter C family member 10-like. The record is from RefSeq and is a predicted model, not a curated record. Gene Ontology annotation, biological process: transmembrane transport. The coding region runs from base 1 to 3465 and encodes 1154 amino acids. Gene Ontology annotation, cellular component: membrane. Gene Ontology annotation, molecular function: ATP binding; ABC-type transporter activity; ATP hydrolysis activity. Lineage: Eukaryota; Viridiplantae; Streptophyta; Magnoliopsida; Poales; Poaceae. The transcript is spliced from 12 exons.